AGUAAUUACUGCAAACACCAACGAGAAAAAGAAAACAAAACAAAAAUCCGGAUUGUCAAUGCAUCAAUCAACAGGCUAAAAUUAAACUUUCCCAUUCAAUAAAUUAAACUUAUCACCACCGCAACUAUUUUUCCAUAAACCCAACGCGACACAGUAUAGGUGAAAUGUAAUUAAACGCGUUGUGCAAGAUACAUGUCUCCAACAGCGAUAACUCGGAUAAAGUGCGACAAACAAAACGUGAAAUUCGUAUAAAAACACCAACCACUCGCCACCAUAACCAUCAUUCAAUCUUCAACCAAGAUGAAGACGUUCCUAAUCCUUUCUUUGGCCGCGGCUUGCUUCGCCCAAAUCCCCUACCAAGGCAAGCACGUCCUGGUGAGGGAAAACGGCAUCACCAUCAAGAGCGACAACGGCAGGGAAAUCGACUUGUACAAGAGCGCCCUCUACCCGGGGCACGUCGAGCUACAUCUGAAAACCCCCUACGCCCCGUCGAGGAAAAUCCAAGUGGACCAGGUCAACAACAUCAACCCCUCGGACGUCGAAUAUUCACACGGCCAAUACGAUGUUUUGAGCCACCUCUUCCACCCCUACCAGGGGUUAGUGGACGCCAUCAGGUACGAGGAAUUGUUGGAGAAACUCCACAAAUUCGUACAAGCCGGUUACGUCCACGAAACCAUUGGAGAUAUUCUAAGACACUACUGGACCCAACAAUCGCACCAAUACCCUCAAGCAGAAUACGAACACGCCACUCCUUACUGGCAAAAAUGGAACCAAUACAUCCACAGCCCCGCUUUCCAAACCAUCUCGCCCGUUCAACGCCUUCACUUCUACCAGCAACAACACCAAUACCCCCAAACUUACUACCCCCAAACCUACUACCCCCAAUCUCACUGGUACAAGCAGUACGAGCCUGAGCACGAAACGUACCAGGAACACCGAGCCUUCCCGAGGUCUGGCGUCGAGGUAGGGAAAUGGGAGCACCCCUACCAGUACUACAAAUGGCAACAGCAAUCCGCUUGGGGUCCCUGGGCCCACCAGCAACAAUACUACGCCGGUGGGUACCAAGGACAGCAAUGGUGGAACCCCCAACAACAGUGGAACAAGCCCUACCAGCACCAAGCCUUAAUCGAAGGGUACUGAACUUGUUGAAUUUGCAUUGUAUGUUGUUAUAUUGAAUAAACGAGCAUAGUAA
Molecule: messenger RNA, 1192 nt
Organism: Phyllotreta striolata
Lineage: Eukaryota; Metazoa; Arthropoda; Insecta; Coleoptera; Chrysomelidae
Source: the annotation of a GenBank genome assembly